Molecule: messenger RNA, 923 nt
Organism: Neltuma alba
Lineage: Eukaryota; Viridiplantae; Streptophyta; Magnoliopsida; Fabales; Fabaceae
Product: dof zinc finger protein DOF3.1-like
Exons: 1
Coding region: 184-810 (208 amino acids)
Biological process (GO): regulation of DNA-templated transcription
Molecular function (GO): DNA-binding transcription factor activity; DNA binding
Source: RefSeq, a predicted model, not a curated record
UCUUCUUCACAGCCACACAAAGUGUCAAUCAUUGAAGUCCUUUUCAAUCACAAUAUACCAACCAAUCUGUUUUGAAGCUUGUAAAUUUGCUCUGGAAGUUUGGAACUUUGAGCCUUGUUCUUUACACCAAUUAAAACCCUCAUCCUUUUUCAUUCAGUCAUUCUCGCAAACAAAAAAGGUGCAAUGCAACACCCGACGUUAUUUCAAUUCACGAAAAGCCAUGGAUUUCCGGAACAAGAACAGCUCAAGUGUCCACGUUGUGAUUCCACAAACACCAAGUUCUGCUACUACAACAAUUACAACCUCUCGCAACCACGCCAUUUCUGCAAGAGUUGCAGAAGGUACUGGACCAAAGGAGGCACUCUCCGCAACAUCCCCGUCGGAGGUGGAAGCCGGAAGAACACAAAGCGAUCAUCCACCGGCGCCAAACGAUUAUCCGCAACGCCAUCUUCAUCAUCAUCUUCUCCGUCAGUUUCGUCGGCCAUAGGAGGCGCAGACCCGACCCGUGUUUAUACCGACUCGAUGGGUGGGAAUUUCAGUUCACUUAUGACAUCAUCAUCUUCUGGGCAUCAAGGAAGUGUUCUGGAGGGUCUGAAUCCAAAUGGAUCGGAUCUGAAAAUGGCGGAAGCGGGUGAAUUUGGGGCGAAAGUGAGUUCAGUUGAGCGGGUUGUAGAUCCGGGUUCGGAGAUGCAGAGAAAUGGCGAUGCAGAGAGGUUUCUGGGUUCGCAAAAUGCAGAUUCGAGCCGUUGGAAUAACGGCAACGAGCGGUCUUAUCUUGCGAUGUAUACAUCAGGCUCAGGCUUCCAGUAGAAUCAGACAAGAACAAAUUUUUCUUCUGCUCAACCCAGCAGCUUCCUCAUUAGUCGGAUUCUGAUCUUGAUACUUCAACUCUGGUGAAGUUAGUAAUCAUAAUUCAGACGUUU